Haliotis rubra (blacklip abalone) is the source of this 722-nucleotide messenger RNA. RefSeq lists its product as uncharacterized. The record is from RefSeq and is a predicted model, not a curated record. NCBI's taxonomy places the organism in Eukaryota, Metazoa, Mollusca, Gastropoda, Lepetellida, Haliotidae. Bases 105 to 722 code for a protein of 205 amino acids. The transcript has 3 exons.
UUUAUCAAAACUUCCGGCAAUCGAUCCACCGUGGCGGGAGCGAUCAAUAACAACAAUAGUGCAGCUGAAAUGUCAGGUUGGUGAAUGCAUGCGAGUUGUUGACGAUGGGGUCCAGGAAGAAGAAUGCCUCAAAGAAUAGCUCAGCUCAGAAAACAGAGUUGAAACAGUCACGCCAGACUACUCCACCAUCCAAACCAGAGAAGACAAGAAAUGGUGUCAAACCCAAACAGGAGGCAGAGACCAAAACGAAGAAGGCCGGCAAAGGUUCCAACAUAAGAUUGGCAGCCAUUGUUGCCACCAGCAGUCUGGUAGCUGCUGUGGCAGUUUUCUACGUCAGUCCUGAAGUGCAGCAUGCCGUGGGGCAGCUGAUAACUAAAUAUGUCUAUGAAGACUUCCCAGGUUUUUCAUUGUGGGACAAGAGUGAAAGUGUUGAUACCAAGACAGAUACGACAGGUGCUCAAAGUGACCAGAGUGAUGUUCCCAAUCCAGUACUGAAAGAGUCGUCAGGGGAACCAACCCAAAAGGAUGCAGAUGAUCAAGACCCCAAGAUAAAAUCAUCCGAGGCAAGAAAGAAAAAAACGAUGAAUCUUCCCAAAGCAAAGAGAAGACACAGAAAGAAAAGUAUAAAUCUGCUGACACCAGCAAAGGAGAGACUAGAGGAAGUGACCCUCCAGAUGGAUUCAAAGAACACCGCAAAGAGGAAGACAAGAAGAGGGAAGUGA